Molecule: messenger RNA, 2605 nt
Organism: Populus nigra (black poplar)
Lineage: Eukaryota; Viridiplantae; Streptophyta; Magnoliopsida; Malpighiales; Salicaceae
Product: transcription factor MYB88-like
Exons: 12
Coding region: 509-1951 (480 amino acids)
Biological process (GO): regulation of DNA-templated transcription
Cellular component (GO): nucleus
Molecular function (GO): RNA polymerase II cis-regulatory region sequence-specific DNA binding; DNA-binding transcription factor activity, RNA polymerase II-specific
Source: RefSeq, a predicted model, not a curated record
UCUAUAUAUAUAUAUAUAUAUAUACACACACACACACACACACACACACACACACACACACGCCUCCACGCCUCCAUAUAUAUAUAUAUACAGAGUGUACCUAAAAGGCCAGCGAAUGUGUUUCAAGCCCCUUUCCCUUUCCUUUAUUGUUUGUUUGCUUGUUGUUUGAAUAGAAAAUAAACAACAUUUAUAGUGGUAAAACUAAAAGAAGAAGAAGUAGUUGAUUACAAGUCUAGAAUCCAAGAGAGCUCCGUUUGAACCAAACAGUAAUACUUCUCCAUUGGUAUCCAUCCUUGUAAAAAGAUUACGAAAAGAGAGACUUUUCUUUUCUUUUUUCUUUUUUUUUUUUUAGAAAAAGUUUGGCUUUAUUUUAUUACAGCAUAGCAUAGGAUAGCACAUAGCAUGCGAAUUGGAUUGAUAAAGGUGAGGAGCGUCCAAGGCAGAGAGACACACUCACAUAAACAUAAACAGAUUUAGCUAUCAAAAGACAGAGUGAUAAGAGUAAAGAAUGACAAGCAAGUCGAAGAGGAUUGCAUGUGGAAAUCAUGAAGAAGAAUCGAAGAAGAAGGAGAGACAUAUAGUCACAUGGACUCAACAGGAGGAUGAUAUACUUCGGCAGCAGAUUAGCCAACAUGGGACUGAAAACUGGGCCAUCAUUGCAUCUAAAUUCAAGGAUAAAACCACAAGACAGUGCAGAAGAAGAUGGUACACCUAUUUGAACUCUGAUUUCAAGAAAGGCGGAUGGUCACCAGAGGAAGACUUGCUCUUGUGUGAGGCACAAAAAAUAUUUGGAAACAGAUGGACUGAAAUUGCAAAGGUUGUUUCAGGCAGAACGGAUAAUGCUGUGAAGAACCGCUUCUCCACUUUGUGCAAGAAGAGAGCAAAAUACGAGGCUUUAGCGAAAGAGAACAAAAACUCGCACAUCAACUUAAAUAACAAAAGAAUCAUAUUACAUGAUGGGUUCAACACGGAUGGAGCACCAGAAAAUGAUCCCCCAAUUAAGAAGAUAAGGAAGUCCCACAUCCCUAGUCUUGCAGGGAGUUGCAACUUUGGAGACAGAUCACACCCACAACGUGGAAAUCAGCAACCUAGACCUCCAUUUGCUGUGUUGGCCCAAAACUUUCACAAUGUUAACAUGGCUGCUCAGCAUCAUGUCAGCAGUGUCAAGGAGGUCCCCAUUGACGCAGUUCAAAGCAGUAGGAUUCAAGGAACAUUUCUAAAAAAGGAUGAUCCAAAGAUAAAUGCUCUAAUGCAACAAGCAGAGCUUCUCAGCUCGCUUGCAUCGAAAGUUGGUGAAGAAAAUACAGAUCAGAGUCUGGAAAAUGCUUGGAAGGUUCUCCAAGAUUUCCUGAACCGGAGCAAAGAAAAUGAUCUAUUUGGACAAAAAAUCUGUGACAUUGAUUUUAAACUUGAAGAUUUUAAAGACUUGAUAGAAGAUCUAAGGAUUAGCAAUGAUGGAAGUCGACCAUCUUGGAGACAACCUGAUUUAUACGAGGAGUCUCCAUCAAGUUCUGAAUACAGUACAGGGUCAACUCAUUUGCCAUACACAGCCCCUGAUAAAACAGAACCAACUCAAGCCGGUGUACUGCAUAAGGAUAUUGAAAUUGAAUUGCAAAUGGUUCAUAUUGAUGAGGGAAUAUUUGUGGGUGCAAGUGACAAAGAAAUUAUUUCCGGUGCAAAUAUAACCCAAGUGGAGAUGUUUCCAUCCUGUGAUGAGCAAACAAAAAAUGACAUAAUUGUUUCUGCUUCAUCAGGCACAGAGUUCAGUUCUCCUCUUCAAGUUACCCCGAUUUUCAGAUCCUUGGCAGCAGGAAUUCCCAGCCCAAAAUUUUCAGAGAGUGAGAGAAACUUCCUACUAAAAACACUUGGAGUGGAAUCUCCUUGUCCCAAUCCAGGCAUCAAUCCUUCACAACCACCACUCUGCAAAAGAGCCCUUCUGCAAAGUCUAUAGCAAACCUCUCUGAUAUAUCUGAUAUAAAGAACAUGGUCUAGCCCAUCAUAUCUGGUCUUUAAUUGCCUGGGACCGUAUAACAUUUAUUGAGUUGUGUCUUCUCUUGUUUACUAUCAGUUCCUCGGAUUGCAGCUAUCAUGGCCUGAAGUUUUAUAAAGAGGCAUAUUAUCUGCAUUCCAAGACAGGACACCCCAUGCCGGAAUGUUGCGGUGCAUUCUAGCAACUCGGACACAUCUAACAACGUGAUCUGAGGUCGGUUUUAUUUUUGCCUACUAGAAGAGUACUACCCUAAUACUCACAUAAAAACCAGUGUGCUUGUUAAUGAGUGUCAUUCUUUUGUUUGUCUUGAUUUGUUUUCGAGUGUUCUAUCUUCUCAUCCAGUUUUUGGCAUUUGAUUUGCCAUCUGUACAGACCCUUCUAUGUAAGUCCGUAGUCGGAGUGUAAUUAUAUACAGGCAACUCGCCUACAUAUGAUUAAAGAAAGGGAAAAGAAAAAAAAAGAGAGUAAAGGAGGAUUAACCAGCUGAUUGGAUUCCUAUUUUUUUGUUUUUGGGUGUGCUAAGGGUAUAGAAUAAGUUUUCUGUAUUUCUAUUUCCUAAUGUAGUAACUAUAACUUGUGUGAUCGCAAUGGAAAUUGUUCUAGUUUUUGUGUGCA